UGUUCUCCAAGAGAAAGCAAGUCCUUUCACACUCCCCACAUCUUUUUUUAUACUAAAAACACACAGAAUUCAGUAUUCACACUCAGAAAUUUUCAAUGAGUUAAGAACAUGUGGUUUUGAAAAGGAAAUCAGAAGUCUAUGGAGAAGAAAAGCGAAGAGAAAGAAGAACAAGUGAAGACAGAGAAUUUGAUCUAUUCUUCUUCUUCUUCAAUGGGAAAUUCAGCUUUAUUGGAUGAGAUAAUGAUGCCUACAACUGUUUCUUCUUCAUCUUCUGGUUUCGGUUUACAGACCAUUUUUGACAUGCCAUGUGAAGCUCAUGCUGUUGGUGAUGAAGGGUACUUCGGUAACUUCAUGGACUUGCUUGGUACUGGAGGAGGAAGUGGUAUCACGCAAGAUUUUGGUUCUUCUUUAUUCGAUUUGUUUCAACAACCUCCGAUUCUUCCACCUCCACCACCAUCAUCAUCGCUGCCUUCACCGGCAUCGACUGUUCCGGAAUCUUCAGAAGUGUUGAAUAACCCUUCAACACCUAAUUCUUCCUCUAUCUCUUCCUCAUCUAAUGAAGCUGGAAUUAAUGAUGCCGUGAAUAAAGCCGAAACAAACGAAUUAGAAGAACAAGACAAGACCAAGAAACAGUUGAAACCCAAAAAGAAGAACCAAAAAAGGCAAAGAGAGCCGAGAUUUGCGUUCAUGACAAAGAGUGAAGUGGAUCAUCUUGAUGAUGGCUAUAGAUGGAGAAAGUACGGCCAAAAAGCUGUCAAGAACAGCCCCUAUCCCAGGAGUUACUAUCGUUGCACCAGUGCAGGAUGUGGAGUUAAGAAGAGAGUAGAAAGAUCAUCAGAUGAAUCUUCGAUCGUUGUCACCACCUACGAAGGCCAACACACGCAUCUCUGCCCGGUUACCCCUCGAGGAAGCAUCGCGAUUUUUCCAGAUUCAUCGGGUUUUGGUGUUGAAAGUUCACUUCUUCCACAUCACCACCACUAUCAGCAGCAACAACAACAGCAAGCAGCGGUGGCCGCCUAUGUUUAUAACCAAAUGCCACCAUUGAAUAUUAGCUCUAGUCCUACUACUGCCACUAUGACUGCUAGUUUUAAUAAUUCAGUAGCUGUUCCUAAUUUUUUUCCAGAGACAAGAUUUGGUGGUGCUUCUCAUUUUCAUGAUCAAGUUCAAGCUUCUUCUAAUUUGCCGAGAGACCAUGGACUUCUGGAGGAUAUUGUACCAACCCAGAUGAGAAAGGAGACUGAUCAACAUGAGCAGGAUCAGUAGAGAGAAGAAUAUUGAUGAUUUGUAUGUCAUCGGGUAUGUAAUUCUCUGACUGACUAGUGGGGUUUAUUUGCUUAACUUUUAGAAUUUGAGAGAAGAACCCACUUUCCCAUUCAUCUCGAUCUCACAGUCCUUUAAUUCUAUUUGUAAAAUGAAGACUAUUUAGAGAGUUCUUUAAUUAGUUAAUUUGGUUCUUAUUCGGAUUCCUCCCUCUCUUUUAUGUUAUUCUUUGGAUCGAUCUAGAGAGACUAUAUAUAUAUAUAUAUAUGUAUCCCAUUCCCAUUAUUAUGGAGA
Messenger RNA from Tripterygium wilfordii, 1554 nucleotides. Its product is annotated as probable WRKY transcription factor 48. The coding region runs from base 139 to 1263 and encodes 374 amino acids. The record is from RefSeq and is a predicted model, not a curated record. The transcript is spliced from 3 exons. Lineage: Eukaryota; Viridiplantae; Streptophyta; Magnoliopsida; Celastrales; Celastraceae. Gene Ontology annotation, biological process: regulation of DNA-templated transcription. Gene Ontology annotation, molecular function: DNA-binding transcription factor activity; sequence-specific DNA binding.